CGUACUUCCGUUUUCCGGUUGAUUGUCUGCAUCGGGUGUAAGACUGUAAACAAACCAGGAACUCAGAAAUGAUACACAGUCUCUUUGUCAUUAACAACACAGGGGAUGUGUUUAUGGAGAAACAUUGGAAAAGUGUGGUCAAUAAAUCCAUUUGUGAUUAUUUCUUUGAAGCUCAAAGCAAGGCUUCCAACCCAGAAGAUGUGCCCCCAGUCAUUUCCACCCCCCACCAUUAUCUUAUCAACAUCUACAGAGGCAGCCUCUACUUUGUUGCUGUUGUCACUACAGAGGUUCCCCCACUGUUCGUGGUAGAGUUCCUGCACAGAAUUUGCGAGACAUUUGAGGAUUAUUUCUCUGAGUGUACGGAAUCUGUUCUCAAAGAAAACUAUGUCAUAGUCUACGAGCUGUUGGACGAGAUGCUGGACAAUGGAUUCCCCCUGGCUGUAGAGUCCAAUGUCUUGAAGGAGCUCAUCAAGCCUCCAAACUUCUUGAGGACAAUCACAGACACAGUCACUGGAAAGUCAACAAGUGUGGGUGCCACAUUGCCAACUGGUCAGUUGUCCAACAUUCCAUGGCGCCGGACAGGUGUUAAGUACACCAACAAUGAGGCCUAUUUUGAUGUCAUCGAGGAAAUAGAUGCCAUCAUAGACAAGUCUGGCUCCACUGUUAUAGCUGAGAUUCAGGGAUAUAUUGACUGUCUGAUCAAGUUGAGUGGGAUGCCAGACCUGACACUUUCCUUUGUGAAUCCAAGACUUUUAGACGAUGUCAGCUUUCAUCCUUGUGUCCGGUUUAAGAGAUGGGAGUCCGAGAAGAUUUUGUCCUUUGUCCCGCCUGACGGCCACUUCCGUAUGAUGUCCUACCAUAUAGGUGCCAACAACAUGGUAGCCAUUCCCCUGUACCUCAAACACAAUAUCUCAUACAGAGAGGGAAGUGGGGGCAGGUUUGAUGUCACAAUAGGACCCAAACAGACCAUGGGAAAAACUAUUGAGAAUGUGGUGUUGGAGGUCCCCUUCCCCAAAUCUGUGCUCAACGUGACCUUGACCGCCAGCCAAGGGAAAAAUUCGUUUGACCCCGUGUCUAAGCUGAUGACUUGGGAUGUGGGGAAGAUUGACCCUGGCAAGCUGCCCAACAUUAAAGGCAGUAUAACUCUUCAGACUGGGGUGCCAGUUCCUGAGUCUAACCCCACAAUCACUGUGAUGUUUACAAUCAACACAUUUGCUGUAUCAGGUCUUAAAGUCAAUCGUCUUGACAUGUAUGGUGAGGAACUUGCUCGUAGCUGGAAAUACAAACCAUUCAAGGGAGUGAAGUACAUAACCAGAGCUGGCAAAUUUCAAGUUAGGACAUAAGAGUUACCUUUUCUUAGUGGAGAACUAGCUAUGUAAACAGAACAAUUUAUAUUGAUAAAAACAGAAUGACUGAGGGAAUACGAGGUUAAUUUUGUAGUUUAUUAUGGAAGAGAAAAAUAAGUGAGGUAUGGGACCAAUUUGUCUGAUUGUGACUCUAUUUGAUGUUCACAUUUAUGUAAUGUGAAAAGAUACAUUUAGUAAUAACAAUGUUUGAGUUAGGAGUUAUGUCCCUUCCCUAUAGAAAUACAACUUGUCAGCUGUAUAUAGGAGAGGAAACAUCUUGGGAUAAAAGCAAGGACAUACAGGUGCAAUAAAUUAUGUAGAAACUGUUGUUGUUGUUGUUCUAAUGGAUGAUGUCUAGUUGUUGUUACCAAUAUUUUGUCGUCAUGUGAUUUUGGUAAUGUGUACAUUUGGUUCUUUUUUUUUAUUGGAUCACAAUUUUAUGUGAACAUUGUGAUAAUUGGUUCAUGAUAUCUAAUACUGAGUAAAUUAAAACACAAAUGGGGUGGGGGUGGGAGCAUUGUCAUUUUUAUGUAUCCUCAAAAGUAUUUGUCAUGAUGAUGUGCUGUUGUGUGUGGUACCAGCGAUCUUAUCAGUGACAACACCAGCAGUACGUGAUUUGUUGGUUGGUUGAAGCUAACGAGUCCUUGAGAUUUGAUUGGUUGAGGCUAAUGAGUCCUGGUGAUGCCACCAAUAAAAUAUCACUAGGUU
Molecule: messenger RNA, 2054 nt
Organism: Physella acuta
Lineage: Eukaryota; Metazoa; Mollusca; Gastropoda; Physidae
Product: AP-3 complex subunit mu-1-like
Biological process (GO): intracellular protein transport; vesicle-mediated transport
Cellular component (GO): clathrin adaptor complex
Source: RefSeq, a predicted model, not a curated record